This is a messenger RNA of Kockovaella imperatae, 981 nucleotides long. Its product is annotated as ribosome recycling factor domain-containing protein. Lineage: Eukaryota; Fungi; Basidiomycota; Tremellomycetes; Tremellales; Cuniculitremaceae. Gene Ontology annotation, biological process: translation. Gene Ontology annotation, molecular function: ribosomal large subunit binding. The coding region runs from base 29 to 805 and encodes 258 amino acids. The record is from RefSeq and is a predicted model, not a curated record. The transcript has 4 exons. Gene Ontology annotation, cellular component: mitochondrion.
GUCCUAAUCUAUACCGGACACAUUCAAGAUGGCACAUUCGCUACUUCGGGGAACUAUGAAUCUCUCACGCAAUGCGGUUGCUGGCCCCUCACGGCUGGCGCGCCUUCCGCCUCUGCGAUCCUUUUCGUCUACUCCGCCUAGCUUCAAAAAGUCCAAAGCUGCAGCUGUGAAGAAGGCACACAAAGAGGCCAAGAACCAGGUGGCCUCGGAGAUUGAAGAGAACCCAGAAGGUCAUCGGUACGAAGCUGCGCCAGUUGAUGACCUUGAGACCGUCUUGUCCAAAGCCAAAGAACGUAUGCAAAAGGCUACGGAUUGGGCAAAGGCUCAAGUGUAUGAAGGUGUCGAACGAGUCAGUGGAAAGCUGUCGCCUUCAUUGCUGGAUAAUGUCCGUGUGACCACCUCCGAAAGUGAGGGAUCACAUCACUUAAAUACUGUGGCCUCUGUGACCGUGCGUCAAGGAGCGCUGUGGGUGGACGUAUGGGACUCAACUUCUAUGAAAGGCGUAGAGUCUGCCAUCAAGGCAGCGAAUCUCCCCGGUGUAUCCCCUCUUCGUAUGAGUGAAACUUCCCUCAAGAUACCAGUCAGCAGGCCGACCCACGAGCAACGUCAAGAGAUUCUGCGUCAACUCGCCCAAAUAAUUGAAACCGCCAAGAAUCAAGUCCGUAAGGCUAGAUCCGACGGUAUCAACAACCUAGGCGGACGUAAAGAACCUGGUGCAGAUGAUGUAGAGAAGCUUGCCAAUGACUUUGGAGGUCAAUUGACAGAUAGUCUGAAUGCUGCAAAGAAAGCCUUUGAAAAGGUCUAAGCGAGGCUGUCAAUGUAUUCUAUGACGUCUUCUGUUCGUUGAUUGUACCUGAACGUUCGAAGCGCUCGCUUGGAUGGCGAACAAGUGUGUCAUGUCGUCAUUGAGUGCAUGAGGUCGUCAGUGCUGAGGAAACCAUACAUAUAUGUAGUUGGCCAUCGAGAUGGACUGUCUUUCCC